AUGGAAGAUUAUGGCUGACGGACUACCCCAAAUCAUCCAUUUUGAUGAUCCAACUGAGAUCCCACCUGACUUUCGUUACUCUAAGUCCAAGAUAUCUGAACAAAAUUAUUCAAAAAUGAUAAUCGGUCUUGAACUGAAGUUGAAGGGGAUGGUUGGAUCUAAUGAAAAAUGGAAAAACUUUGAAGACAUGAAAAAAAUCUUCUGCUGCAAAAAGACGCCAAUGUCAGAGUAUGUUACAGAGCACUGGAAGGAAGACGACUUUUAUGGAUCCCAGUUUCUGAACGGAGUCAACCCCAAUGUGAUCAAGCACUGCUCAGAGCUUCCCCCAAACUUUCCAGUCACAGAGGAGAUGGUGAAGCCGUUCCUGGCAAAGGGAACCUCUCUGCAGAAGGAAAUGGAGAAAGGCAACAUAUUCCUCUAUGACCAGAAGAGGAUGAAUGGAAUAACCCCCAGAACCUAUAAUGGUGAACCUCUGCAUGUGACUGCUGGUCUCUGUUUACUCUACAUGAACCCAGAAAACAAACUGAUGCCAAUAGCAAUACAGCUGCACCAACAACCCUCUGAGCAGAACCCCAUCUUUCUGCCCAGUGACCCAGAGACUGACUGGCUGCUGGCCAAGAUGUUCAUCAAAAAUGCAGAUUUCAUGGAUCAUCAAGCCGUUCAUCACUUCAUGAACACUCACUUUCUGGCUGAGGUCUAUACUGUUGCCGCUCUCCGCAGCUUCUCUGUGAUUCACCCCCUCUAUAAGCUGCUGGUUCCACACUUCCGAUACACCCUCUACGUAAAUACUAGAGGCCGCAAAGCUCUUUUUGGACCUGAUGGGGUUUUGAGUAUGAGUUCACUUGGCUAUGACGGACUGCGGGAGCUCAUGAGAAGGGCUCACUCUGAAACAACCUACAGCUCCCUCUGCCUGCCAGAGAACAUCACUGCACGAGGACUGGAGUCCAUACCCAACUACUACUACAGAGAUGAUGGUCUGAAGCUGUGGAACAUCAUCAACAGCUUUGUGAAGGCAGUGAUGGAGUACUUCUAUCCCUCAGACAGUGAGGUGCUUAAAGACACUGAGCUCCAGGAUUGGAUCAUUGAGAUAUUUACACAUGGCUUCUUAGGAAACAAAGCUUCAG
Messenger RNA from Epinephelus lanceolatus (giant grouper), 1124 nucleotides. The record is from RefSeq and is a predicted model, not a curated record. Lineage: Eukaryota; Metazoa; Chordata; Actinopteri; Perciformes; Serranidae.